Molecule: messenger RNA, 4825 nt
Organism: Salvelinus namaycush (lake trout)
Lineage: Eukaryota; Metazoa; Chordata; Actinopteri; Salmoniformes; Salmonidae
Product: A-kinase anchor protein 9-like
Exons: 15
Coding region: 200-4825 (1541 amino acids)
Biological process (GO): signal transduction
Molecular function (GO): molecular adaptor activity
Source: RefSeq, a predicted model, not a curated record
UACGUGGAGAACAUGGCGGCGGAGAUGUGGCUGUAGCGAGGAGUCUGCUCCUAAUGCGACUUCGUCGCAGUGAUUUGACACCAUUACCAAACAAAUUUAAUGUCAACAGACAGACACUUUCCCCACAGACUCUGGGCGUAUUCGCUGACACUUCGCAUGAAGCCCCUUUCCUCUUCUCUCAGCCACAGGGACAACGGUAAUGGAAGACGAGGAGAGGCAAAAGAAGCUCGAGGCCGGCAAAGCAAAGUUGGCUGAGUACCGGCAGAGGAAAGCUCAUGCCGACAGACAGAAGAAGAAGAAAAAGAGGAGAGAAACAGACGACAACCCGGGUGGAGAUGGACCGGGGAGAGGGGAGGCCGAGCAGGAGUUAGAUCAGCCAGUGGGGGAGGGGAAUGGGGGGGGGGUAGGAGGAGGAAGAGGGGAACUGGACCCCCCUACCACAGAGUUUACCUUCGCCAGGACCCUGCACAGUGGUGAGACGGUCAAACACGACCAGACGUACACCAUAGAGCCAGAUAGUGAAGUGUCCACCACAGCCGAAGACUACUCCUCCGAGGUGAAUGGCUGCCUUGAGAUGACCGAGAACCCAAUGGAGACUUACAAGGAGUUUUUCUGGGAGGAAGUGGGCUCUGUUCAGCAGGAGGCAAGGGGUGGAAGUGUACAGGUCAUGGAGGAAGAGCUGGCUGCCAAGACUCUCGCGGUAGAGGAGCUGAGCCGAGAGCUGGAGGAAUUUAGAGUGGCUUUCGGCUCAGAGGGGGUACAACAGCUGCAGGACUUCAAGGAUGCCUUAAAGCAGCGAGACGGCAUCAUCACCCAACUCACAGCCAAUCUGCAGCAGUCUCGCAAAGAGAAGGACGAGGUCAUGAGGGAGUUCUUGGAGAUGACUGAGCAGAGCCAGAAACUGCACAUUCAGUUCCAGCAGCUGCAGUCAGGCGAGACACUGAGGAACACCAGCCACAGCAGCACAGCGCAGGACCUCCUGCAGGCCAAGCAGCAGCUCGUCCAAUACCAGCAGCAGCUGGAGGAGAUGGAUGGCCAGGUCAGAGCGCAUCAAAUGAUGAGCAAGGAGCAUCUGCUGCAUGUCAGCCAGCUCCAGCACCGGCUCAACGAGUCUGAGAUGGUGGGAAGAAGAACAGAAGAAUCAUUUGCACAAAGGUUAAAUGAGAAAGACCUGCUGAUUUCGGAACAAACUGCAAUAAUAACAGAACAUGAGCGUACACUGACCAUGCUCAAGGUGGAGCUUACACAGGUGGGAAGGAUGACUGAGGAGACUUUUGCACAGAAGAUGAACGAGAAAGAACUGCUGAUUGCCGAGCAGGAGAGAGUCAUGUCAGAACAUGACUCCUCCCUCCACCAGCUAAAGGGUGAGUUGACGGCCUCUGAGAAAUGCUUGAACGGCCUCAACCAGCAAAUGUCCUCAAAGGCUCAAGAGCUGGAGAGCUGUAAGAGUGACUUGGAUAACUGUAAGAGGGACUUAGAGAGCACUAAGAGUGAGUUGGUUAGCUGUAGGGUUGAGCUGGAGGGCAGUAAGGGUGAGUUGAAUAGCUGUAGGGUUGAGCUGGAGAGCAGUAAGGGUGAGUUGGAUAGCUGUAGGUUUGAGCUGGAGUCAAGCAGGUGCGAACUCUCAGCCUCUAGGCAGAAGGAGCGGAUGUCCUCCAGUGAAAUCCAGCAGCUAAUGGGCACUGUGGAAGAUCUCCAGAAGCGAUGCCAUCAGGGGAGCCUGUCAGAGAGCGACACCUUCCAGAGAAUGGAAGAGGACUCAGCCCGCAGGCUGGAGCAUCUUCGGGCAGAGCUAGAUGAGAUGUACGGUGAGCAGAUCGUCCAGAUGAAGCUGGAACUUCGUUUGCAGCACUCUGCGGCCCUGGAGCGGGUCACGGAGCAGCAUUGCGAAGAUCUAGCACUUCUAAGAGCUCAGCAAUCCGCGCCCAGUCCCAGUCCCGAGUUGGUGAUCGAGCUUAAGGGCAAGAUCGCAGAGCUUCAGCAGAGGCUCCAAGAGGCCCAGGCUCUCCAUGAGAAGGCCAGACAGGAGCUGACCCAGGUGGCGCAGGAGAAGCUCAACCUCCAGGGUCAGGUGACUGACCUGCUCCAGGACCUCCGCUCAGCUCAUGCCAAAAUGGAGCAGGCCUCCCAGAACUUUGCUGUCCAUGAGCGUUGUCGGGGUGAGCUGCAGCGCUUCCAGGAAACCAUCGAUGACCUGAAGGCCCAGCUAGCCGCCGCUGCAGAGUCUGCAGAAGAGAUUGAGGCCAAGCACGAGUCGGAGACAACCAACUACAAGAUCAAACUGGAGAUGAUGGAGCGUGAGAAGGACGCGGUGCUGGACCGCAUGGCAGAGUCACAGGAGUCGGAACUGGAGAGGCUGAGGACACAGCUCCUCUUCAGCCACGAGGAGGAGCUCAUUAUCCUUCGGGAGGACCUCCAGAGGGAAAGCCAUCUCAACGCUGAGAACCUCCUCAAUGAGGCAUCCAUUCGGCACAGCCGAGCCCUGGAGGAACUGCGGAACGGUUACGAGGUCAAGCGGGACGAGCUGUUACACCAAAUUGUUGCACUGAAAGACGACCUAAAGAUGGCACUGCACAGCUCAAAAGCCGAAGAGCUGGUGGCGCAACUCAAGGAACUUCAGUUGGAGGUUGAGGAACUGAGAAAGUGUGGAGAAGAAAGUGUCAGAAUGGAAAGGGAAAUCCAAAUGCUGUUGAAAAAGAAUGAGCUGCUAGAAAAUGAGUCCAAGGAGAGAGAAAAGAGCUGGGACAACAAAUGGAGGGGGCAGGAGUCAGAAAAUAGGGUUUUGAUAGAAUCCAACAACGCCAUGAAAGAGGAAGUGGAGUCCAAGACGAAAAAAUUUAAAUCCCUCACCACAGAAAAUGAACAAAAGCAGCGACAAGUUGUAGAGUUGCAAGAGGAGAUUGAAAAGCAAAGGAACACAUUCUCUUUUGCCGAAAAGAACUUUGAGGUGAACUAUCAGGAGCUCAAGGAGGAGUACACGUGCCUUGUUGAGGUAAAGGCGCAGUUGGAAGAGAGGAUUCUCAAGGAGACACUUGUGUUUGAGUCUCAACUUGCCAGCCUUCAGUCGCAGAUUCAGGAGCUGAGGGAGAGCAAGGAAAAUAGCCAAAUGGAGGACAACGGCGAUGCUUCGAUAGAGAAAGACACUACUGAGCUGAUGGAGAAGCUGAAGGUAUCUCUGACAGAAAGGGAGGAACUGGCUGUGAGGCUGUCUGAAGUUACCGAGCAGCUGACUGUUACAGAAGGCGAAUUGGAUGAGCUGGAAGGAGAGCUCAGUCAGGUCAAGAGAGAAAACAAAGAGGUCAUUGCCCAAAACGAAAACCUUGAGGAAGAGCUCGAAAGAGAGCGGGAGACUCUGAAGGAGAGAAAGGGAGAGAUGGAACUGCAGAGAGAGGAGGGAGGGAGAGCUGCUCAGAGCCAAGCACAUCUCCAACAGAGAGAGCAGCCUGUUCAGUCUGCAGCCCUAGCUUGCUCCAUCAAGGAUCAUCAUCUCCAGAUCGAAUCUCUCCAAGGGGAGGUAGAGGUGCUCCGCUCCUCCUUACAGGCCGCCGAAAUAGAGCGAGAUCGUCUCCGACACACCCCGGAGGCUCGGCACCAGAGCCAAACACUCGCUCCGUCUGCAGCCCCAUCUCAGGUCUCGACUGUGGGGGAGGGACCUGUUGAGCAUAGCUCCGCUGUAGAGCCUUCAGCCUCUGGGUCAGACAGGCGCAAGACACAGCAGCGGCGAGGCAAGAAGAAACGCCAGAGCUCUGCCCAGUCAAAAGAGAAGAGAGAGAAGGAGGGGGUGGUGGAGAGAAACAAAGCUGGAGGUUCUACUGCUGCAGCAGAGCGGGAGUCGCGGGCUCAGAUGGAGAGCCAGGUUCCGUCGAGCUCACAGCAGAGGACCGGGGAGGAGGACUCCAGCGUCGGGUACCACGGAGAGCGAGACGACAUUGGGAAGCAGGGGAAGAGAGUAGAUGGGAUGGAGUGUCGGGCCGACCAUGUAGCGAAGCGAGAGGAGGACGACAGGGACAACGAGACGAUAGAGCAUGUGGAGUGCAGGCUGCAGCUGGAGGCCCAGCGGAUCAGCCUGUCUCAGAUACACGCUGCGCAGCUGGAGCUGCUCCGGGAGCAGACAGAUGCCCGUGCCUGCGUACUUGAGCUGGGCCGCCUCAAAGAACCAAAGGACUUCACAGAUGAUCCCAAAAGCUCCAAGUGCCAGAAUGUGGUGCAAAUUGUGUCUGAAGAAUGCAAGCAGCUCAUCCUGUCCUUUGCUAAACUUUUCGGAGAGGAAUUCUUGGAGUAUCUCCACCCCACUGAUGUCGAGGACUGGACGAUUCAUUCGUUUGAAAAGGAAGAAACCAGGGAUCCCAGUGCUGUUUUACAGGAUGCAAAGGAAAUGUGUAGAGACCUUCAGCAGGUGAAGGAGAGGAUUGAGCAGGAGCAUGGUCGUCUACUACAGCUCCAGUCCUUACUGAAGGCAGAUGGCAAUACGAUUGAGGUGAUACAGCUGGGGUACAAUGAUCUGAAGCGCAGCAGUCAGGAGGAGAUCGCCAGCCUGCGCAAGAUUAUCGACAGCUCUAUUACUUCCACACACGGCCUCGAUGAUCAGAGGGAGCUGACCACUGCCUCGCCCUCCUCCCACACUGCUGAGGACGUCCAGAAGUUGAGGGCCGACGUCCAGCAGCAGCGGGCCCAGCUGGAGGAAUGCCACAGACUGGAGGUGGAGCACCUUAGGGCCUACUACCAGCAGCAGGCCAAAGAGACAGAGGAGCGCUACUCUACCGAACUCCUAGUGCUACAGCAGCACCUUGAUGAGGUCACAGGCACUGAGGCCCAGUUCAGGUAA